CCGAAAAUUGUCGACCAUAGAUGAGUUUGUGAAAAGAGGAACUAGUUAGAACCACAAAGCUAAGACACUGUAAAGGAAAUAUGGGGAAUGGAGGGGUUGUGUUGUUGACCACCCCUUUGUGCUCAGCUUGUGUUUCCUCCAUUGCUUGUUCUAAUUCUCGGCAACUUACCCCUCACUCUCAGCUUAGGACUCUUUCAUAUGCAUCUCUCCGCAUUCACUGCUCAACUUCUACUUCAAAGGCUACCCCAGAAACACUUCCAUUUAGUACCAAUUUUCCUGCAACUGGUGGUGCAUAUGAUUUCACGAAUGCAACAACAUCACUAACAAAUGAGUUAAUCUCUUCAUCAAAGAAAGUAACUCUUUUAAGGCAUGGUCUUAGCACUUGGAAUGCAGAAAGUAGAAUUCAGGGAAGCUCAGAUUUGUCUAUACUAACUGAAGCUGGGGAGCAGCAAGCAGAGAGGUGCAAGAAAUCCUUGGAAAAUAUGUACUUUGACCUGUGUUUUGCAAGUCCAAUAUCUCGUGCCAAGCAAACUGCUGAAAUUAUAUGGCAAGGGAGGGAAAGGCCAUUGGUUUAUCUUGACUCGCUUAAAGAGUUAUCCCUAUAUCACCUUGAAGGCCUGAAAAAUGUGGAUGCUAAGAAAAUAUAUCCCAAGGAAUACACAAUCUGGAGAGAAGAUCCAGCCAAUUUUUGCAUGAAUGAUAGAUACCCUGUACGAGAUCUCUGGGAAGCAGCAAGAGAUUGUUGGAAGGAAAUUUUGUUGUCGCCUGGGGAAAGCUUUCUGGUUGUGACUCACAAAUCUAUAUUGAGGGCAUUAACUUGUACUGCUUUAGGCCUGGGCCCAGAGAGGUUUCGUUCUCUUGAUAUCAACAAUGGUGGGAUAUGUGUAUUCAGCUUUAACAUCAGAGGAGAAGCAAUGCUUGAAGCUUUAAAUAUGACGGCUCACAUGUACAGUGAUCAUGUCUAUCCUGGCUAGAGCAAACUAGUAGGAGGAUUUGAAAUGUACCAUGGAACAACCCCACUGAGGAUUUGAUGUGGGAUUUUUCAUUUUAAUUAUGAGAUAUUCCGAAUCCAUGACCCAUAUUCUUUUCUCUUCAGUUCACUCUAGAAAGAAGAGUGUAAUAUAAUCAGAAGAAAACAGUAGUUUUUGAUUCAAUGAUUGAGGGGAAUGUUAUAUAUUACGUAGACAGCUAUGACAUUUGGUAUAAAACUCAUGGUUAUGGGUAUUCAAGCUA
Gastrolobium bilobum is the source of this 1233-nucleotide messenger RNA. Its product is annotated as probable 2-carboxy-D-arabinitol-1-phosphatase. Gene Ontology annotation, molecular function: phosphatase activity. NCBI's taxonomy places the organism in Eukaryota, Viridiplantae, Streptophyta, Magnoliopsida, Fabales, Fabaceae. The transcript is spliced from 7 exons. The coding region runs from base 81 to 974 and encodes 297 amino acids. The record is from RefSeq and is a predicted model, not a curated record.